AUGGCGUCCGCCUCGGCCCAGGCGGCGGCCCUGAGCGCCGAGCAGGCCAAGGUGGUCCUGGCCGAGGUGAUCCAGGCGUUCUCGGCCCCGGAGAACGCCGUGCGCAUGGACGAGGCCCGGGACAACGCGUGCAACGACAUGGGCAAGAUGCUGCAGUUCGUGCUGCCCGUGGCCACGCAGAUCCAGCAGGAGGUCAUCAAGGCCUACGGCUUCAGCUGCGACGGGGAAGGUGUCCUGAAGUUUGCCCGCUUGGUCAAGUCUUACGAAGCCCAGGAUCCUGAGAUUGCCAGCCUGUCGGGCAAGCUGAAGGCACUGUUCCUGCCGCCUAUGACACUGCCACCCCAUGGGCCUGCGUCAGGGGGCAGCGUCGCCGCCUCCUGA
This is a messenger RNA of Pipistrellus nathusii (Nathusius's pipistrelle), 381 nucleotides long. Lineage: Eukaryota; Metazoa; Chordata; Mammalia; Chiroptera; Vespertilionidae. The record is from the annotation of a GenBank genome assembly.